This is a messenger RNA of Phytomonas sp. Hart1, 578 nucleotides long. NCBI's taxonomy places the organism in Eukaryota, Euglenozoa, Kinetoplastea, Trypanosomatida, Trypanosomatidae. The record is from the annotation of a GenBank genome assembly.
GAAAAAACUACAGCAACCAUCAUCCUCAAAGGUUGCGAUGUUCGAACUUGUUUUUGUGUCCGCAAUCGCUUUGAUCGCUCUAGUCAUAGCUUUGUGGGGAGCGGCGUAUAUAGUUCAGAUCGGAUUUCUGCAGCUGAUCAUUGGUGCGAUUGUUCUUAGUUUUUUCCUUUCAUUGUCCCUUUCGAGCGUGGCGAACGUCAUUCUGACCUCAAUGGGUGGUUUGACCAAAGAAUACUCGCAGAAUAAUCAAGUUCGUGAUGAGUCUUUGUCGUAUUAUUUACUAGUAUUCACGCAGUGUGCGCUUGCGGCAUUCGCGCAGCCAACUCUGAGCGGUAUCUUGAUGUUGGCGAUACUUAUCUUUUUGGCCAUGGCGGCCUCGCAAUUGACUGAUCUUAUUGAGGAGAUCCAAAUAUUAACUGACUGUCAUACCGCGUUCGCGGAUAGGCCUCAGAAGGAUUUCGAAGCGUUAAGUCAAAAUACCGAGCUUAAGUAAAUGUUAAGAUCGGAUUGUGUGGGCUCCCAAGCCUAAGACAUGCAUCAAGGGAUGAGGAGAGGGCAGGUGUGGACGUGAAAUUCAA